AUGGAUUGCCCGCCGGGCUUCUGCCGAACGAGUUAUUUACCAGCAGUAGUGGGACUGCGCUUUGCUCUCCACCGCCGGACUCCCCUGCUUCGUGUCGUCCGCAUACAAACAGCAAGCGUGCGCCGUGACAUCACACGCAUCCUCCCGCCAAUCGAGCCCGCCCUUCACACCCAACUACUCCUCCACCCAUCCACGACCACCGUCCCGUCCGCACGACUGGCAGCCAUGGCCGAAGAAAUCUCGUUCAACGCGCUCGUCGCCAACCUCUUCGAGUGGAAGGACCGCCUGGUCAACAACUCGGUCAAGUCGUGGGAGGAAAUGACGGCGCAGCGAUGGGUUCGCAUCGUCGUCAUCGUCGGCGCAUAUCUGCUCGCCCGCCCGUACCUGCUCGCGCACGCCGAGCGCAGCCGCAAGAAGCGCGCGGAAAAGGAGGCCGCCGACCUGGGCCUCGAUGCUGGCACCACCGCCAACGACUUCCGCGGCGGGAAAAAGACAAAGGGCGACGAGGGCCUGGUGCAGCGAUCGACGCUGCGCUGA
This is a messenger RNA of Didymella exigua CBS 183.55, 537 nucleotides long. RefSeq lists its product as uncharacterized. Bases 1 to 537 code for a protein of 178 amino acids. The record is from RefSeq and is a predicted model, not a curated record. NCBI's taxonomy places the organism in Eukaryota, Fungi, Ascomycota, Dothideomycetes, Pleosporales, Didymellaceae. The transcript has a single exon. Gene Ontology annotation, biological process: protein transport.